GAACGGAGAAACUGGGAUUUUGCAUUCACUUCUUCACAUAAUAAAUUUCAACACAAAAACUUUAUCGUCGUCACUUCCAUACAAAAAACCCAGUGAUUUUUAAAUUUUAGUACAGUUAACUAACCUUUUUCGAACUAUCGAUAUUGCUACACACAAAACUACCACACAGGAGACGGGGGUGCGAGAGGAAGAGAAUUUUUGGAAAAGGGGGACGCGAUUUUGUGGAUGAUGAACACAAAUUCGCAACCGACUUCGUCAUCUUCGGAUACCAACCCGGGGUCCGCGUCAACCCCGACGACCACGACAUCCACCCCCAUCACUGUGUACACUCGGUGCGGCCCCUCCGCCCCAAGAAUUCGGUACAAACGCCCCCAUGCCCUUAUCUGCAACGGGAAAACGGAAACCUGGGGGAAAGCCAUGUCCGAGUAUAAUUGUCCUAUUUGUAUCGGUGUGCUGAAAGAAGCAGCCAUCACGCGGUGUGGGCACACCUUCUGUUUGGAAUGUAUAAAACGGUCCCUCGACGUGAAACCGAUCUGUCCCCAGUGCGGAACGGCGGAACAGGCAGAAAACAUUGUCCCCAACUAUGUCGCGGAUCAACUCGUAAUCAAGUACUUGUCUACACAAAAGAAUGCUAAGACUGAUAUAUUAGAAAUGGCCAAGUUAAAUGAUAGCAGCCCGUCGGAAAUACUGCAAAAUAUGAACGUCAACAAGUUGAAUUUGAACAAUAUUGAGAAUUUGAUAAUGAUCUUGCAACGGAAGAGGGAUGUUCUCUCGGCCGAGUCGCGAGUUCAUGAACGUACCUUGCUGCUGGAAUUUUUGGGGGAGUUGCUCAAAGUGAAGAAGGCGGAGAAGGACAGGUUGGAAAAGGAGGUGCAUUUGAUUGAGCAAGACUUAACACAGGUUACUUCGCGUCCUUACAAUGCCGUGAAAGGGGGAGGAGGGAAUGUUCUUCACAACGAUUCGGAAUCUGGGGAUGAAGGGAUUGCGAUGAGUUGUUCGAGUUCGGAUAUUGAAGGAUUUAAUACGCAAGUCUUGUCGUGUGAAGAAUUGAAAGAAAAAUCCAUGUCGGCCCGGAGGAAGAGGAUGCAUUCACAUUUUGAUGAGUUGAUUAAUAUUUACAUGGAUUCGAGAAAAGUGGAUCUUCACGAUGUCCGAAGUAACGACGCCACUGUUCCUAAUGACUCGGGAGAGUCGUUCGAUUACGAAGAUUUGGACCGGUUUGGGUCAACAUUGUCCAGUAUUUCACGCUACAGUGCGUUGAAGCCUUUAGCCACGUUGUCUUACAGUGCAGAUUUACUAACCAAUAAUAACAUCGUGUCCAGCAUUGAGUUUGAUAAAGACAGUGAAUUCUUCGCCAUUGCUGGGGUCACGAAAAAGAUUAAGUUGUUCGAGUACGCGACCGUGAUUGGGAGUGCGGUUGAUAUUCAUUGUCCGAAUGCAGAGUUGCUCUGCAACGCCAAGAUUAGCUGUGUCGCCUGGAGCGGAUAUUAUAAAAAUCGGUUAGGAAGUUCGGACUAUGAUGGUUGUGUUACUAUUUGGGAUGCUUCGACUACGCAGAAAAUUCAAACUUUGGCCGAGCACGAGAAGCGAGUCUGGAGCGUGGACUGGAGCAACGGUGACCCUCGCCUUUUCGCAUCUGGAUCCGACGACUCCAAAGUCAAACUCUGGACGACCAUUACGAAUCAAUCAGUUGCCACUAUUGAAGCAAAAGCUAACGUGUGCUGUGUUAAGUUUUGUCCACAAAACAGUUUCAUCGUCGCCUUUGGAUGUGCGGAUCAUUGCAUUCACUACUACGAUUUCCGCCAUGCUCGCCAACCCCUCGCAACCCUGACUGGACAUAAGAAGGCUGUCAGCUAUGUGAAGUUUGCAUCAAAGGAUGAGCUCGUUUCUGCCUCGACGGAUAGCAAUUUGAAGCUGUGGAACUUGCAGUCUGCCUCGACUGAGUGUGUACGGUCUUUCACUGGACAUAUCAAUGAGAAGAAUUUCGUGGGUCUGGGCACCGACGGAAAUUAUAUCGCGUGUGGAUCGGAAAACAAUUCUUUAUAUAUUUACUACCGCGACAUUUCCCGUCCCUUGUUGCAUUUUAAGUUUGAUAAUCAUCGAAACAUGCUGGAUAAGCCGAAGGUGGACGAUGCUGGAGAGUUUGUGUCGGCCGUGGUGUGGAAAAAGGGGUCUCCAGUCAUCGUCGCGGCGAAUAGCCAGGGUUCAAUCAAAAUUUUGGAGUUGACGUAAAAAUUCUGUUAUACGCCACGUCUAUAUGUUUGUCAAGUUAUUUAAAAAAUGAUCAUAGUCAAAAUUCUGUGUGUAAUUUUAGUUAAGCAGUAUAUACAUAUUCUUUUCGUCAAAUUUUGUCAGUUGACGCUGAAAUUGUUCAAAUAUUUAAGUAUGCCAAACUGUCAACUGUGUCCAAAUUCUUGUGUGAAAAAUAUUCCUGAGUCGAAUGUCUUAAAUUGAAAUGUUAAAUCUUGUUUAUAAAAAAUGAACAAAUGAUGUUAUAAUUUGUUUAAUUAAUUAAUUAAUUAACUAUUAUGAAAACUUAUCAUGUUGAUAACACCCUAUCAAUUAAUCAAUGAUUACAAUUGAUUUAUAAUGAUUUCCAUUCAA
Folsomia candida is the source of this 2604-nucleotide messenger RNA. RefSeq names its product E3 ubiquitin-protein ligase COP1. The transcript is spliced from 3 exons. Bases 226 to 2232 code for a protein of 668 amino acids. Gene Ontology annotation, molecular function: protein binding; ubiquitin protein ligase activity. The record is from RefSeq and is a predicted model, not a curated record. NCBI's taxonomy places the organism in Eukaryota, Metazoa, Arthropoda, Collembola, Entomobryomorpha, Isotomidae. Gene Ontology annotation, biological process: proteasome-mediated ubiquitin-dependent protein catabolic process.